AAAGUUUUUGGUGUGAAAAAAAUAUUGGUGACCACGCCCAUAAGUGGACAGUAGAGGGCAGCAGAGUGACAAUAUGUCGUCCUCUCUGCGGGAUGAGCUGCAGCAGUACCUCCAGGAGCUGGGUAUCCAGCCGGAGUGUGUGGAGCACCCUGAGGUCUUUACAGUGGAGGAAAUGAUGUCACAUGUCCAGCAUCUAAAAGGGGCACAUAGUAAAAAUCUAUUCUUAAAAGAUAAGAAGAAGAAAGGGCUGUGGCUGGUGACUGUGCUCCAUGACCGCCAAGUGAACCUCAACGAUCUUGCAAAGAAGCUGAAUGUUGGCAGCGGAAAUCUCAGGUUUGCAGAUGAAGCGUCAAUGAUUGAAAAACUGAAAGUGGGUCAGGGCUGUGCCACCCCACUCGCCCUCUUCUGCGAUGACAAAAGAGAUGUGAAGUUUGUUCUGGAUUCUAAGUUUUUGGAAGGAGGUCACGAGAAGGUCUAUUUCCAUCCAAUGACCAAUUCUGCAACCAUGGGCAUAACACCAGAUGAAUUUCUUACCUUCCUGAAAAAGACUGGGCAUGAUCCUAUGAUAAUAAACUUUGAUGAUUAGAUCUAGGCAUGUUUUAAUGUUUUCUUCAUGGAAUACUAUUUAUGGAUGGAAAAAUAAGACUUUUUUGGUAUUUCUGUGUUUGCAUUGUCUUUCAUGCUGCUUUUGUUGUGUUAAAGGUUACCUAUCAUAUCACAGAAAAAAAAAAAAUAAUCUUAUAUAUGUUACUUAGUAGGUCAUGCAGAUGCUUUACAUGUCUUUUUACGUGUCUAACUUCUAUAUUUGGCUCACAAAUCCCUCCACUCAUUCAUUCUGACAUCCACUGCUCAGGAAGGGGCGUGUCUGAGGCAAGCGCUGAGCCCGCCCUCACUUACCAUGCAUUCACUUCCUCCCUUAGUCUGCUGUGCUGUGUCUUCUCAUUCAAUCUCUGCAGGCUGCUCUGUAACCCCCUCCUCUCUGUUUUUAUGCUGCAGUCUGAUAGGACAGGAUUGAGCACAGUACUGCUGUCUGCUGACAGUACAGUACUGCAACUGUACAGUACAGUACAGUACUGCAACUGCUAGUCCUGCCCUCACUUACUGAACUUUGUCCCUGCCUGUUCUUCAGCCUGGACAAAGAUGCAGUACAACCGGACAGGAUUAUGUUCUGGAGGAUAUGGGGACCCCUAGUGGUCUUUUUUUAUAAGCCAUGACUUCUAUAAAGGAAAUAACAUUUUGUAUGAAGUAUUUUAGAAAAUCUUACAUAGAGGCUGUGUAUCGGGUCGGUCACUUAGCUUAGACUUUAGCUAGUUAUUUUUUAUUGCUGUUGACUUCUUUUAAAGAUUUCUUGGUUUUAUUUCUCUUCUAAAAUCUUUCAGCAUCUCUUGAGUCAUGUAUAUUUUGAAAAGCUGCUGUUCAUGCUAAUGUUUCUGCUAUAGGUUUAUUGGGCUUGCCUUGUAUAUCUGAGGAAAAGUGUUUCCUUUCUUCCUUUUUGGCUUCCUAUAAGUGCCCUAAUUCAUGACACACUGAGCCCCGCUGUCACUCCAGGCCCACAAUAGUCCAGCAAUAGCAAAACAGAGCUAAUUUCUUACAAAAACAUCAACUUUGUCUUUCUUAGGGUUACGUUCACACGCGCAGAUUUUUUAGCGGGUUUUCCGCUGCGUAUUUGAAAGUGGUCGGGCUCUUCUCGGAUGUCCGCGGCGGAAUCUAUACUGCGGAAAAUCCGCCGCAAGCCCCAUUGAAGUCAGUAGGGACUGUGGCGGAUUUUCCACAGCGUAAAAUUCCGCUGCGGAAAAUCUGCUACGGACAGCCGAAAAGAGCCCGUCCACUUUCAAAUAUGCAGCGGAAAACCCGCUAAAAAAUCUGCGCAUGUGAACGUACCCUAAUACUGGAUAAUGCCUUUAAGUUAUUCGUUCAUGCUUAGAAUUAUUGCAGUACAGCAUAUUCUUUUCUGUCUGGCUGCUGUUUGGUGCUAAGGUGCAAAGAUCAAAGUCUAAGGGGGUCAGAUCGGGAGACCUUGAGGGCCAUUCAA
Molecule: messenger RNA, 2032 nt
Organism: Hyla sarda
Lineage: Eukaryota; Metazoa; Chordata; Amphibia; Anura; Hylidae
Product: prolyl-tRNA synthetase associated domain-containing protein 1-like
Exons: 2
Coding region: 74-586 (170 amino acids)
Molecular function (GO): aminoacyl-tRNA deacylase activity
Source: RefSeq, a predicted model, not a curated record